This is a messenger RNA of Drosophila busckii, 809 nucleotides long. RefSeq names its product thioredoxin-like protein 4A (gene Dim1). NCBI's taxonomy places the organism in Eukaryota, Metazoa, Arthropoda, Insecta, Diptera, Drosophilidae. Gene Ontology annotation, cellular component: U4/U6 x U5 tri-snRNP complex; U5 snRNP; spliceosomal complex. The transcript has 2 exons. The record is from RefSeq and is a predicted model, not a curated record. Bases 98 to 526 code for a protein of 142 amino acids. Gene Ontology annotation, biological process: mRNA splicing, via spliceosome.
GUGAAUAUUUUAAUACGGUCACACUUGGCAGCUGUGUGCGUUUUGUUUACGUUUGUUAAAUCAUUGCGAAUAAGAAGUAAUUUAAACAAACGCCAAGAUGUCGUAUAUGCUGCCACAUUUACACAAUGGCUGGCAAGUUGAUCAGGCCAUAUUAUCGGAAGAAGAUCGUGUGGUGGUCAUACGCUUUGGUCACGAUUGGGACCCAGCGUGCAUGAAAAUGGACGAGGUCAUGUAUAGCAUAGCGGAAAAAGUAAAAAACUUUGCUGUCAUCUACUUAGUGGACAUAACAGAGGUGCCAGACUUUAACAAGAUGUACGAAUUGUAUGAUCCAUGCACAGUGAUGUUCUUCUUCCGCAACAAACAUAUUAUGAUUGAUUUGGGAACGGGUAACAACAACAAGAUCAACUGGCCGCUGGAGGAUAAGCAGGAAAUGAUAGACAUAGUGGAAACAGUUUAUAGAGGAGCACGCAAAGGACGUGGUCUCGUUGUUUCACCCAAGGAUUACUCCACCAAAUACAGAUACUAAGCAAUAAAGUAUUUUAAAUGAAACUGAUAAUUUUCUUUGGAGAAAAAGAUUAAGCUUAAAAUCGUUGUAUAGUCUAAUGAUACACACAAUGUAAACAAAAGUGACUUGGGCAACAUUCAUGCAAUUAGCUUAUUUGCCGUAUACUCGAAAUGAUAUAGUCCCAUUGAAUGACACUAUUUUCCACAGCUUUUGUGUAUAAGUAUUUUUCAGUUUGGUUUAUUUGUUUUCAUGUUCUUGUUUUUUUUUUGUCACAUUUCUCAUAAAUCGCUAACAUUUACAUCAA